GAAACGUGAAGCAUAUGAUGCCCACAAGCUAGAUGUGGGUAGCAGUAACAACGGCGUUGGUGGUGGGACGCGCUUUGCCAGCACGGCACACACGUCUGCUGCACUCACUGCACCUGGGUUAGCUUUAACAUCUCUCUCCUCUUUAUUGAAGGGGCCACCACCUAAACCCCCACGCCGGCAAGGAGGCUGGGCAGAUGAUCCUGCACUAGCGUCUAGCAAGUCAGGAAGGAAGCAUGCAGAAGAAGUAGAAGACCACCGUCUCAAGCAGCAGAGCCUCGAGGCAUCAGAUGAUGGAGGAGACAUUCCUGUGAUCCCUGACUUAGAGGAAGUCCAGGAGGAAGAUCUGGCCAUGCAAGUGGCAGCUCCCCCCAGUGUCCAGGUGAACAGAGUGCUGACUUACCAUGACCUGGACAAAGAUCUCAUGAAGUAUGCUGCCUUUCAGACUCUGGAUGGAGAGGUUGACCUGAAGCUUCUCACCAAAGUGUUGGCUCCAGAGCAGGAACUACGAGAGGAUGAUGUCAACUGGGAUUGGGACCAUCUCUUCACAGAGGUGUCCUCAGAGCUAGUGACUGAGUGGGACUUGGGGCAGUCUGAGAGAGAAGACCACCUCAGUCUGCCCUAGAGCACUGCCACACAAGCCAUCUCCUCAUCCACACGUCCUCUGUAAAUAAUUUAGCACUUUAGUUUUUUAUUCAUAUAUUUGUAUUUGAAAAUUUAUUUCAGACAUGGAAAUAAAUAUAAGCUUCAUAGGAACACUGGCUCAAGAGUUUGGGGUAUUUUGUAAGCAGAAUCUUUGUUCUUGAAAGAGAUUAAGAAUUCCAAGCACAAUAAAAUACUUACUUAUGAACA
Molecule: messenger RNA, 849 nt
Organism: Tinamus guttatus (white-throated tinamou)
Lineage: Eukaryota; Metazoa; Chordata; Aves; Tinamiformes; Tinamidae
Source: RefSeq, a predicted model, not a curated record